GGCGCAUGUUGAUCGGAUAUGUGGCCAUAUAGGAGCACAUUGUGAGCAUCUUUGCGCUUUUUUUAAGGGUUGAGCAACCCGCAUCCGAAAAUAGUGUUGGCUGUUAGAAAGUAGGUCGAUAGGAACUGAGAGCGACGUUUGUUUCCACGCUUUUGUCUGUGUUCUUUGUUGUUUAGCGAGGACUGUGGGUUUUUUUUUCAUAGCCUACCCUUUAGUGAAGAGGGUUUUACGCACAGGUGGGAGAUACCCGCUCAGCAUAGGACAGCCCCCCUCUCUGCUCCUCAGCGGAUGAUGUGAGGAAGUGACAUUUUUCACCGCUGCGGUUCGGGACAGCACUGCUCCUCUGCAAACAGGUGUGCUGCUGUCCGGGUCACUUUUACUGGAGGGAAACCGCGGGGAGGUAAUAGCGUCCCAAAACCUGAACCGAGCCUCCAGGACGCGGGACAGCGGGGACCGAGAGGAGGGGGAAAAAAUCAACCCCGUUCAAGUGUGUUCUUUAUUAGCCUGGGCUGUUUGAACGGGUUCAGACAGGAGAAGAGAGAGAGAGAGGGAGAGAGGGGGAGCGAUGGCAACGAAAAAGGCGUGCGUGGAUGCGCCCAAAAGGAGCCGGAGUCCGGUCGUGUUGGAGGCGGAGAUGUUCAGUGAAUUUCAGGACUGGUGUCUCCGGACUUAUGGAGACUCCGGUAAAACAAAGACCGUCACCCGGCGAAAAUAUAACAAAAUCAUGCAGACACUGUUGCAGAACGACGAGUCGGAUGGCGUUUAUGUCGACAACAGCCACAUCAACGCCAAAUUCAAAUUUUGGGUGAAGUCGAAAGGAUUUCAGGUCGGGACCAACGUUUUGGGGGAGCACAACAAGAAAGGAGCUCCAGGGAAACCCGUCCUAUAUGUCCCGGUCAAGUCAACGUGCUCAGAUGGGAAUUCUGCCCAAGACAACUCCUCCCUGAAGCGUGUAGCUGUGGUUGAAGACUUCUUUGACAUCAUCUAUGCCAUGCAUGUGGAGAUGGGUGCCGACCCUGGCAGAGCACCCAAACAUGCAGGCCAAAAGAAGACCUACAAAGCGAUAGCAGAGACCUACGCCUUCCUGCCCAGAGAGGCGGUGACUCGGUUCCUAAUGAGCUGUGGAGAGUGUCAGAAGAGGAUGCACAUCAACCCCAGCACUGCAGAGUUCAAAGAAAAUGACAGACCGACCUCACUGGUCCCGGACCUCAUUGACUACAACAUGCCUCUUACUGCCACCUACCUGAAACAAAUGAAACUGCAGUGCAUGACAGCCACUGAAAGGGAUGACAGCUCGGUGAGCAGCGAGGACAUGAACAACACUGAGCCCACAUGGGUCGCAGCUGAGCAGCCCCCAGUGCCUGAGCCCAGUCCACCUAACGGAGAGCGAGUCAGCAACCCCACAGCCACCAUUAAAGAGGAGGAUGAUGACGACUCCUCGGAGAGCGGCAGCGCCAACGGGCUGCCGGCCCUGACCUCCCCGGACGCGCUGGCUGUGGGUGGGAACCCCCCAGAUGGAGGGGCCCCUUAUGGGGAGGUGACAGAGAACGGGCUGAGCGCUCCCCUGGACUUUAGCACCACCUCGUCCUCGUCCUCUUCAGAGGAUCAGCAGCCGGUCAAUCUGAGCGACAGACUGCUGCCUGCGGGGAGCUCGCCGCCAAACUCCUACCCCGCAGACGCCAACAGGAAGUACCCCAUCAAAACAGAGUACGCCAACAAGUCUCCUCCUUACAGCUCAGGAAGCUAUGACUCUCUGAAAACUGAACUGAGCAUGAGCGCAGAGGACUUAACCUCUGGUCGGGCACAGAUAAUUGACGACGACGACGAUGAUCACGAUGACCACGAUGACAGUGACAAGAUCAACGAUGCAGAGGGUAUGGACCCGGAGAGACUUAAAGCUUUCAAUAUGUUUGUGCGUCUGUUCGUGGAUGAGAAUCUGGACCGCAUGGUGCCCAUCUCCAAACAGCCCAAGGAGAAGAUCCAGGCCAUCAUCGAGUCCUGUAGCCGCCAGUUCCCAGAGUUCCAGGAGCGCUCCCGCAAGCGCAUCCGCACCUACCUCAAAUCCUGUCGCCGCAUGAAAAAAGGCGGCUUUGAGAUACGACCAACACCUCCUCACCUCACCUCUGCCAUGGCUGAGAACAUCCUCGCUGCUGCCUGCGAGAGCGAAACCCGAAACGCUGCCAAGAGGAUGCGGCUCGAUGUCUACCAAGCGACGGUAAAUGUCCUGGCAUCUGUUGACAAGCCCAACUCGAGGGACCCGGCCCCCGUGGCCCCAUCAGCGUUCGCCAUUUCCAGCGCAGCUUUUGCCCAGGACCAGCUCUACACCAACGGAGGCCUCAACUACAACCUGCGGGGGUAUGGGACGGUCGGCAGCAGCCAGCAGAACUCUGGUGCUGCACAAACCAACGGUCCCACAGAUCUGAGCAUGAAGUCCGUCGGCCCGAACUCCUCCUCCUCCUCCAGCUCCAACAGUCACGGUCAGGGGGGCGGUGGCGGCGGAGCUUCGGCCCAGCUCAGCCCUCCGGAAGUCACGGCGGUGAGGCAGCUCAUCGCAGGGUACCGGGAGUCCGCGGCCUUCCUGCUCCGCUCAGCAGACGAGCUGGAAAACCUGAUCCUGCAGCAGAACUGAGUCCGAGCCAAAAAGGUGCCAAGACCCUCUCCUAGCCUGUCCGUCUCCCUGUCGCUCUCAGUCACACAUAUUUGGGCAGACUUUCAUAUACAAAGACAGAAAAUGUACACGAGUGUUACUGCAGCGCACAGUGGGUCCUGUAGGUACGGUACCUUUACUUAUUCCCACAUGUUUAUGUAUUUUUGGACGGGCCAGAACAUAUCACAGGCUGAAAAAUGUUUAUUUAUGCAUUUGGUUCACUUUGACCUUAGUGCCCUGUUAUCUGUAGCCAUUCAUCCCAUUCAGUUCCUUUUCACCACCUCAACCUCCAUUCGUCUCAGGAAGCGAUGAUCUAUGUGAAAAAUAAACAAAUCUGCAUCGGUACACAGGGGAGUGUUAAAUUAGCUGUGACCAUGACGCCACAGUGGCUCGUUUUGUGCAGAUUUUUGGACAAAUUAGUAGUUAAAUAGCGGUUAUUUGGUGUCAGUACCUUGUUUCUAUUUUUACACAGAUGUAAAAAAACAAAAUAUGCUGUGCAGUGGCAUGAUUUGAUUGGUCGGUCUGAAUUGAGUGAUUUCUUAACGAUAGCCCUCUCCAAACUCACUUCUGUGUCACGGAAAAUUUGGAGCGUUGCUUUGUCAAAGUCCGUAGAUAAAAUCGCUGCUAAAAUCCACUGACCUGUUAACCUCAACAGCUUCUGUGCGACGUGCUGACAUACGCAAAAAAUUAAAAAUAGAGAAAGGAAAUAAAACGACGACAGUCUGACAGCUUUCACCUGUAAAUUUUAACCAACAGAUCAGUCAAAUCUAUACCUCGGUCCUGCUCUGUUGGAGUAGUUUCCAGAUUUUUAGACGUGGUUACCAAGAGACAAAGACUCAUUACCCAGCGCAACUUUAUUUUCAGUUAUUUUAUUUACCCGGACAGUCUCUCAUUACUUACAAGGAGAAGGAGGCUUUUAAGACGCCUUGGUAUGCAAACUGAGGUCACAGACACCUGUCAGGGACAAAAAGGAGAUGAAUAUAUUGUUUAGACUCUUGGUUUAUAACCAGUGCUUCUGGAAAAGUGGAAAAAGGUGCAAUAUUGAAGAUAAUCAGUAUAUGGCGUGCUUACUGAAAUGACUUCGUCAGACUCGCUGAAGCGUUUUAUAAGGCGUUUGUAAGAGGAGGGAGUACUUUACCACAACCACUCGCUCCACUCCCCUUCCUCCUCCGCCUGCUGUAACUGUCAAGUUGUAAAAAAAAAACAAAAAACAAAAGAAGAAAUGAUAUCCCAUGCAGCAUUGUAGCCAAUUUCAAUGUUGUUGUUUGUUGUGAAUACUGAUCUUUAUUGCUAACCUCAUAACUGAGGCACUUUCAUGUAUCGGGAUCAGUCAUCCGUAGUGAUAAAAAAAGGAAAUGGGACCUGGCAGAAAAAUGAGACUUAAUGUUGCACGUCUUUUUUUUUUUUUUUUUGGUUUUUUAAACUUUUAAAGUGAUUUGGGGUUGUUUUGUGAAGGAAUUGUUCUGUGGGUGUUGUUCAGUUAAAAGUGCACAUAGAGCUCGCAUGCAUCCAUUACUGACAGUCAGAUGAGUGCAGCGGUGUAACCCCAACGUCCAUAUGGCUUUACUGGAUGCAGCGUGAGUGUGUGUGUGUGUGUGUGUGUGUGGGCUGCUCAGACAAAAAGAAACUCCUCCAGUCAGUCUGUAUCGUCCCCCUCUGACCUCAGCUGUUUCAAACCCUCCGACACAUCUCUCAACUUUUAUCUUAUCGACUCCGCAUCUGAAAAAAAACUCACUGUUUGAAAAGAAGCAAGAGACAAUCUUUGAAAAAGAUGUAACCGCAUCACAGUUUACUCUCCCAGCUUUCGGCUAUGGUGUGUCUGCGUGUGUCUGCGUGUGUGUGUGUGUGUGUGUGUGUGUGUGUGUGUGUGUGUGUGUGUGUGUGUGUGUGUGUGUGUGUGUGUGGUCUGAGGGCACACAAUAAGUACUCAAAGCAGAUCUAGAGCACAGUCUCACAACAGACACUUUUAAUGGUGAGUCACUCGGCACAAAAACACUUGGUGUAAGUGUGUGUGUGUGUGUGUGUGUUGUUGUUGUUUUUGACUCCUUUUUUUUUUUAUUUGUUGACGUAAGUGUUGGUAUUAACAGUAUGUUGAUUUUCUGUUUGCGUACACGUGGAGUGACCCAGUUUGUACAACAUCAAUCUGUGAAGAAUUUAAUUCAGUCGGCUGAAAACAUUCCAAACAAGGACAAUGACUCUUCAAAGCAGCCAAAAGUGGCUCGCACCUUAUUGAUCUGUCAAAGUUCAGAGAGAUAUAUUUCUGUAUUUAUCACAAAUCUAUCAUAUUUAUCAUGAAUCAGUCUAUUUCAGCACCAUUCAUUGUUUUCCUCACCACCAUCAGGCUGGUUUUACACGAGAGCUGGAUUUACAUACAUGUCCUAAAAACAACCAUUUUACAUUUUAUUGCCAUGUCAUGAUUGGGCUGCAUUACAUUUCACAUUUAAAUUCUAUUAUCUAUUGCAAGUUUGGAAGCACUUUAUAGCUCAGGAUUAAGGUUACAUAACACAGUGAUUUGAGUGUGUCUUUACCUCAUUUGGAAAAUCAGCUUCAGUUCAAACACGUUAAGAACUGAUUAUAACAAAGGACAAUUUGACACGACUCACAAUCAGAAGCAGUCGUCGUUCUGCUUUACCGAUGACUAUAACAAAUAGAAACGGCUCCUUUUUGGAAACCUCAGCGGAGCUCGGUUUGAACUCAUCAGUUUGGUCCACAGGAGGGAUGUUUCAUAAAGGGAGACCCAGAGGAGAAGCAGGGUUUAUUGUGAGAAGGCAGACUUGAAUUAGCCUGACAAACUGAGCCAGGAUUAAUCUGUUGAAACACUGAACCUGAGGCAUUAAUUCACAGAGAAAACUGUGUCUGUGGCCACAAAGCAGCAUGUGUAAAAAGAGGAGUGAAAUUUUACAGCAACAAUAAAUAAAGUAAAAGAGAAUUUUUGGUAGCAUGUUGUGGGUCAGUGCUGAGCUCAGACUCUGCCAGAGGUAGAAAUGAACUCAAGUUAACUGUACUCUUCUGACAGCUGCACUCUGCCUGUGAUUAUGACAGUGUGGGUUCAAAUCCUACAUGAACCACACAAACCUUCUUUGUGUAAUUAGUGCAGAAAAUUAAGAUGUAGAUGUCUAAAAAGCACCAUACUAUUAAAUGACAAAUAAGACUCCAACCAGGUGAUUUAUUUUACAGGAAGACAGUAAGAUAAUGAGCAUUUAAAGCCACUAUAAUCAAAUUUUAAUGAUGACAGUGCAUUAACUGACAAUGUGAGUGUGAAAAGGGUUUUAGCGGAGCCUUAUAGAGAGUUCCAGCUCAUUUUUUAGCUGUUGUUUCUGCCCGCGGGAGGCAGCUGUUUGCAGAAAGUAAAGCCCUAAAAACUCACUUUACACAAUCUGCUCAGAACCAAACAGCAAACAGACACAGUCGGGGACUAGCAGGUGAAUAUAGUGGAGAAUAUAGGGGCUAAAAAGACAGGUAUUUCCCACAGGAGUGACCAAAAACAGAGCAAAAAGAGAAAAAGAGAGGUGAAUUUUGGGCUAAACACAUUAAAAUGUUUAUCAUAUCAACUUAAAAAGUGAUGAUAUGUCAGUGCUGACUUGUUUCCAUUGUCCCCAAGUUAUUGCAGGUUUAUUUAAUGUAAGAGAGAAGAAGUGUAUUUAAAAGCACUGGUUUUGACUGGAUAACUGUGCAGGAUGUUUAAAAAAUUAAAAAGACACAAUCUCAUGAUUUUAAUUCCCAAACUGACUCAUGUUCACAGUGCAGCAGUAAAGAGGAACCUUUGAGAGAUUGCUGCGUUUCAGUCAGACAAACUGACUGUAACACUGAAGACCUGGUCAGUUUUCAGACUGAUUUAAACCUCCUUUAUGAAUCAGACUGUCUGGACUUGCUGAACGAUGGUUGUUUUUUUUAUGAAACAUCCCCUCUGGACUCAAACAGACGUUAAUCGUAGAUGUACGUGGGACCUGAGUCCUCACACAUGUCUUCCUCGUCUCCUCCAACCUGCUCGUUUGUUAACUGUUAACUGUAGCCAUAGCGGAUCCUCUACACGUCGUGUCGAACUCAGUGACGCCAUGUUGAAUUUUGUCCUGUUUUUUCAAAAAAACAAAAACACUUGCUUGCAGAUUCGUAUUCUGUCUUAAAGUCUACGCUGAGCAACAUUUUAGCUGUUUGGUGGAGUUACUGUGAUCAACAACAACCACUUGUUGUCAUGUUGUUGUUUUUUGCUUUUCUGUUUUGUUUUUUUUUUCCUUCUAAUAAAUGCCCAAUGGAUUUUCUCUUUGUAUUGACUGGACAAUGUAAUCUAUUGGUGUUGAUUAAAAUGCCCUGGUAGCUUGUGGAUUGCUAAAGUGGUCAGAUAAAUGUACUGUAUAGCUGUACAAAGAGUGAUAAAAGAUGUUUUAAACCUUUCUUUUUUUCUGUGGGUACAGCACUGUUUUAAAAAAAUAUCAAAGUGGUUUUAGCCCUUGCCUGUUUUAACUUAUCAUUUGGUGGUGGUCUGUAUUACUUCUAUUGUUAUUUAUAUUAUUUCAAUUGUUGCCUCUCCUGCACUGAUAAGAGACUGUAGCUCUGUGCAGGGGGUCGUACUGUAAACCUGUGUGAAGCUUUGUAUUUUUCCCCUCUGGUUUUGGACUCAGUGAAAGUGUGAUGUUUACAUGUACAGUUUUUCAGAAUACUUUUCUUUUUAUUUUCCGUCUUAUUCAGGCUAUAUAUAUAUACCCCCCCCACCCCCUUUCCUCACCUAUACCCCCCUAAUCUGUGUACAUUUUUGGCCAGAUAUUUUCGUAGUUGUUGUUUCAUUGCAUCAAGUGCAAGACGUGACCUCUGUUUAGACAACCUGGUCACAUGGUCAGAGUGUGCCGUGACAAAACUGGUUGUGGUCAGCUCUGUGUUGUGGUGGCGGCUUCCAGCAUUUUAAUCUUAAGAAAAAAAAAAAAAAAAAGGGAGCUUCACAACUUCUCAAAGUGGACCAGAAAAGAUUUAUUAAGGAUCAAGACGACUUUAAUCAGCUGUUAUAAAAUACUAUCGUGGCCUAAAUGGAGAAUGGUGGGGGCGUAUAGGUACAUUUAUUAUACUACAUUAAGUGCUCAUAAUCUUUUAAUAUCCCGGCCGUGUUGUCAGGGAAAACUCCUUGUCCUUAACCCGACUGGUACCCUGAAAGGUACACUUUGACCUGUUGUAAUAUCUCCUUGGUAACAUAAAAGCCAUUCCCCUCUCCUGGCCUUUUUAAGGGGAACCCAUAAACCUCAGGAAAUACUGAAUCUCCAAGUUUAGUUUUUAUCCGCUGAUUUCUUCUGAAAUGAGAUUUAAGUCUCUAACGAAAACCAUUAACAUUUAUAUGAGAUGUCUAUUGUUUUGUACAUUUAUCAUUGUGAUUUAAAAGUGGAGCUUUUUCCAGUAUCCUGUGACUUAAUAUUUGAAUUUUCUUUCUUCUUUUUUUUUUUUUUUUUUUUUUUUGGGAGUGUUUAUAGGUAUGAAUAUUUAUUAUUAUAUGUGAAACUACAAAAAGACAAAAGAAAAAGGUUGAACCUGUUUCAUUUGUAUGUUUCAUGCAAAACCGUCCAGGUGAGAUUCUCUCUGCCUCUUACAUAUCACUAAUGAGGGACCUGUGUUUGUUUGGAAAUAGCGCUUUUUCAGUGUUGCAUCAACGCUAUGACAAAAAAAGGAAAAAAAAGAAAAGAAAAAAAAAAACACCAGUGGUUUACCAACAGCAGAGUUGCAAGGCUCUCCUCUUCUCCUGAGAUGUCAGUAAUUGAAUAAAAUAGUGCGAUGAGCUAUCAAACCGAGA
Lates calcarifer (barramundi perch) is the source of this 8417-nucleotide messenger RNA. Its product is annotated as nucleolar protein 4-like. NCBI's taxonomy places the organism in Eukaryota, Metazoa, Chordata, Actinopteri, Centropomidae. The record is from RefSeq and is a predicted model, not a curated record.